Molecule: messenger RNA, 375 nt
Organism: Cooperia oncophora
Lineage: Eukaryota; Metazoa; Nematoda; Chromadorea; Rhabditida; Trichostrongylidae
Source: the annotation of a GenBank genome assembly
AUGCAAAUACGAGUUGAACUUAUCAUGACUCCCUUCGCUGUUGUUACUGGUGGCGAAUAUAAGUUAAAGAGACAACAGCCGGUCAUACUUGUCCAUGGAAUCACAAACACUGCAGCAACAUUCGAAGGACAAAGGCAACACCUUCUAAAGACUUCUCACCUAUCGUCGAAUUUCAGUCAGGGGUGGAGUAACGCGGAAGUCUACGGUACCACAUAUGGCGAUGGUGGGAAAACGCCAGCUCCUCUUGUCGACAUGAAGUGUGAUUAUAUAAAGCAGGUCCGAUGGUUUAUUCAGGCUGUAGCGGAAUUUACGAUGCGACGGGUUGAUGUCAUAGCGUACUCCAUGGGGUCUCCCGUCGCAAGAAAGGUUCGUUGA